AUGUAAUAUUAUUGCUAACUGCAUUCAUUACCAUAUACUUAGGUAUGCCUACAACCUGAUUGUACAAGGAAAGGACCACUUUGUGACAUGUGUAUUGAUACUCAUGAUACGCAUAUGAUUAAAAAUUUGGAUGUCUAUAUUAAUGAAUAAUUCAAAUAUUUAAACGCUGAAUAUUAAACUAAUAUUUUACAGAAACUUGAAUCACUUAAAGCAUUCUUUCAUAGUAAAAUAUCUUAAUUAUUAAUUGAUGUGAGUUAAAUAGAUGAGAAAAGAAAAAAAGAAUUAGUGAAGUAAUUAAAAUAAGAGAAAAUGAGUAUUUAAUAAUUCUAAUCUAAAUUGAUUGAGUUAGUUUAAAGAGAUUAAUUAAAAGAUAGAGAAUAUUUAGAAUCAUUUUAUGAACAGAUUAUAGAUAUUGAAAAAUAGAUUAAAUAAGCAUUUUCUUAAUUACCUAUUAAAUAAGUUUAACCUGUAUUAUUACCUUAAACACCUUCAUAAUCUUAGAGUAUUCUCAACUAUAAAUCCAAUUUAUCUGAAGGAAAAGAAAUUUCUCCAGAAUUAACUAAUCGAUCAAAUCGAUCAAAAGAACCUAUUUUUUAAUAAAAAUAAGCAAGUAUUUCACCAAUAAGAAAGUAACUAUUAUAAAGAGAUUUAAUGCCAGUUGGUUCAUUUAAUAAUUCAAAAUUAAAGAAUUAUUUCACUGAAUAAGAUUCUUAAUAAUCUGCUAGAAGUAAAUAGGAUACAUAAAAUUCAUUCAAAAUCACAAAACCAUUUGAUUUAGAUAAAUCAUCUGAUAAAGUAUAAAAUUAGGAAAGUUAUCAAUCAAAAUAAAAAUCAUAAAAUUCUUCUUUUGAAAUACAAAGACCAGUAGAACCUUUUAAAGUUAAUAAUAUGUAAACUUAAUCUAUAGAUAUAUUACCUAAAUCUCCAGGAUCCAAAACAUUUGAUAAAUCUCCAAAAAAUAAUAAGUCUUAAUAAUAAUAAAGUGUUUUCAAAUAUAUUUAAUAAGAAUAGCCAAAUUAAACUGGUUAUUUUGCUAAUCAAAUAUCUUUAACAUAAAAUGAUAAUAAAAGUAUUUUAAAAGAUAAUAUGUUUUAUCUUUCUAAUGCUUCAUAAAAGGAUGAGAAACAAUAAAAUUCUGAUUUUAUUCCUGCUACAAGUGAAAUAUUAAAUUAAUAUUAAGACAAUUAAAUUAAUGAAGAUAAUAACUAAAAAAAUCAAUAUUCAGUUUUUAAAGAUAAUUAAUAAACUUAUGAAUAGCAUUUUUCAAUUUCAAAUUAACUUCUAUUCGAACCUACAGAAUAAUUUGUAAUUUAAUAAUAAAAUAGUAUUAAAUAGUCUAAUUCAUUAUAAUCAAACUUUUCAGGUUAAUAACUUAAAGAUAAUAAAUCAUAAUUAGAUUUAUCAUAUAUUAGUUCUAAGUAAAUAAAAUUAAUAAAUUAGGUCUAUUGGUCCACCUUAAGUUAAAUUAACUCCAAAUUUAUUAAAUCCUUUAUCAAUAGAAUAUGAAUAAACACUAAAAGGUCAUGAUAAAAGUGUAAAAGAUCUUGCAUUAAUGGAUGGUGAUAAAAUUAUUACAUGUUCUAAAGAUACUUCAAUUAAAAUAUGGGACAAGUAUAUUAUUUAAAUAUAAUUAUAGACGUUCAAGAUAAUUGAAAAUGACUCUUAAGGAACAUAAAGAUUAAGUUUUAUGUGUUGCAUUUUCAAAGAAAAGAAUUAUUGCUAGUGGAUCAGUUGAUAAAACAGUUCGUAUAUGGAAACCAUGUCCUUUUUGGAAAUAAGUUUAUGUUUGUGAAGGACAUGCAGAUAGAAUAAGAUGUUUAGAAUUUGUUGGAAAUUAUAUUGCAUCAGGAUCAGAUGAUACAUAUGUUAAAUUUUGGGAUUAUGAUGGAUAAUUAUAACAUUCUUUUAAAACAAAUGCUAGAGUAAGUGCAUUAGUAGCUGAAAGACAUAAUUUAGUAAUAGCAAGUGGAAAGAAUCUUAUUUUAUAUGAUACUUAAACAAAUAAUAAAAUAUUAGAUGUGAGUGGUCAUAAGAAUUUAAUUUUAUGUUUAGCAUUGUCUAGUAAUAAUUCUUAAAAUAGUGGAAUUUUAAUAAGUGGUUCAAAAGAUAAUUGUAUAAAAAUAUGGCAAUAUCCAAAACUUUAAGAAUUAAGAAAUCUUGAAGAAGAUUAUCCAGUUCAUUCUAUAAGUUUUGAUCCUGAAUCUUAAUAUUUAUUUGUAGGAUUGAUGGGUUUUGAAUAAGAAGGGAAAAUAUCAGUAUGGAAAUUAGAUACUUAACCAUAAAAGGUUUAAGAAAUUUCAAUGAAUCCUUAUGGAUGUAAUAAAGUUAUUUCGGAUGGUAAAUAUUUAUAUAGUGCUCAUGAAAAUAAGAGGAUUGAAUUCUAUACUAUUAAUUGA
Molecule: messenger RNA, 2396 nt
Organism: Paramecium primaurelia
Lineage: Eukaryota; Ciliophora; Oligohymenophorea; Peniculida; Parameciidae
Source: the annotation of a GenBank genome assembly